Fusarium redolens is the source of this 1474-nucleotide messenger RNA. RefSeq names its product ketoisovalerate reductase. Bases 233 to 1474 code for a protein of 413 amino acids. NCBI's taxonomy places the organism in Eukaryota, Fungi, Ascomycota, Sordariomycetes, Hypocreales, Nectriaceae. Gene Ontology annotation, molecular function: 2-dehydropantoate 2-reductase activity; NADP binding. The transcript is spliced from 3 exons. The record is from RefSeq and is a predicted model, not a curated record. Gene Ontology annotation, cellular component: mitochondrion; cytoplasm.
CAGAUUCUUCACGGCACUUCAUCGUCGAAUUUGGUCGAGUUUAUGACAUGAUAAUAUAUCACAUAUCAGCACCUUUCUCACAUCUAGCGCUUCCUUCUCACUCUUAAUUCCACUGCUCUGCUCCUCCUAUAUUCUAUGACCUCCGAUACCCACCAACCCAAAACUCAACACCUCUUUGCAGCUUCCCUUUUCUCAUAACUAUCUCUGAAUCUUGAUCGGGAUUCACGAGACUAUGGCCUCCCAAGUCCAUUCAAGCUGGUUGCCGGCCCUCUUAGCUGAUGCAAGAUUAUCCCCAAAGUUAUUUGCUUGGUCUCCUGCCAAUAUCCGCCCAACAACUACAUCAAAACUCAGAGAAACUAUUAGCAAUGGUCAUCAUCACGAAGAUCGUGUCCAUGCUGCCUCAAAUGACUCUGACAAGCGCAUUUUCAUCGUGGGUCCUGGUAACAUAGGUAGACUCUUCGCGAGUCACCUGGUCCGGCGACCCAACCCGCUCCCCAUCACUCUCGUGGUGCCCAGAAAAGAACUUCUAUCACAAUGGGUAGCAAGUGAGGGCAUAGGUCUUGUAGACCCAGACCACGGCAAAGUGCUUAAGAGCAAGCGGUUCAACAUCGAAUGGUGGACAGAGACUAGACCUCAGUAUGGUCCUGUAAGGGAAGUGGCAGAUGGGGAGAAGCUACGCAACGUCUUCAUCGCCACAAAGGCAGCGGCUGCGUUGACCGAAGCAGAUCGGCUUCGUCGAUACUUGGGAAGAUCCACCUCGGUGGUCUUUGCACAGAACGGAAUUUGCAAGCUGUGGCCUCCGCAUGGUCCUUUAUACGUAGCCAGUCGAUAUGGAACUGAGGACGCCCCUACCUUUUCAGCAUGCGUCGUGAAUCAUGGCGUAUCAUCGGCAGGCCCUUUCAUGAGCAUUCAGUCAGUUUCUGGCGACGCUUCUAUUGGGCCUGUCUUCUCGGCUUCGGACAAACGGCCCUCGGACGACUUUUUCAACAAAUACAUCGCCAGCACACCCUUUUUGGAGACAAAACAAGUUUCUUCAGGCGAACUGUGGCUAAUGCAGCUGGAAAAGCUGGUCAAGAAUGCCACAGUCAAUCCACUCACAGCCCUGUUACGCUGCAAAUCGGGGGAAUUAUUUACAAGCCCUGAUUCGCAAGACCCUUUGACUCGCGUACUCGACAAGCUCUUAUGGGAAAUUAGCGCCGUGAUCCAGGGUCUUAUAAAUCACGAUGCAAGCCUUGACAUUGUUUCUUCUUACGCCGAGCAGACGCAUCAGGAUGAGACAGGCUGCGAAGACUUCCACCAAAGCGUUGCCAAGAUCAGAAUGAAGCUCACUGAAAGGUUCUCACAGCCUGUUCUGAAAUCGAAACUCUCCAUGCUUCAGGAUGCGGAGGCGGGCAAGCAAACAGAGAUACGAGACUUCAAUGGUUGGGUUGUCGAUAUGGCAGAUUUUUUGGGUACGGGUCUGGAUAUAAUUUAA